Chelonus insularis is the source of this 1174-nucleotide messenger RNA. Its product is annotated as transcription factor Sp8-like. Bases 246 to 1148 code for a protein of 300 amino acids. The record is from RefSeq and is a predicted model, not a curated record. Gene Ontology annotation, molecular function: DNA-binding transcription factor activity, RNA polymerase II-specific; RNA polymerase II cis-regulatory region sequence-specific DNA binding. Gene Ontology annotation, biological process: regulation of transcription by RNA polymerase II. NCBI's taxonomy places the organism in Eukaryota, Metazoa, Arthropoda, Insecta, Hymenoptera, Braconidae. The transcript is spliced from 2 exons.
GCCGCGCAACUAAAACUGGACUUGACUCCCUCUCUCCAUCAGAGUUACUCGUGCCACGAGUUUUUAAACGUCCUUCGGUUUCCGCCUGGACGUCCUUGCUUUACUCUCUAGUUUGUUCGACUGUAUAUUUAUAUCGUGGGUGGAUAGACAAAUAAUUGGAUUAAUAAAAAACCCAAGUGUGGAGAAUAAUUUUAUAGCAACAGUUGUUGAGUGUUUGAAGGAAACGAAACUUAAAGUGUAAAGUGAUGGCACAAGUGAUGCAGUAUCAACAGAUGAGCAUGACACCAAUGAUGUCUUCAAUGACUCCUAUGAGUGGACUCUCGAUGCCAAUGCAUCAUCAUCAUUAUCCCAUGGAUUAUGGGUCAUCUGGAAUGCAUUAUCACCCGUAUAAUGCAUCUAUUCCUAGUCAUCAUCUCCAGAGCAGUCAACCUUCUUAUUGGUUUCCUGGAUCCACUAGCCACACUCAAAUCUCUGAACCUCUGUCACCACCAUCAUACACAAUGCCGUCUACAUCUUCCUGGAGCACGCAAACGCACUUAUCUCAACCACAAUUAUCGACCAUUUCGGCUAUUCAACAUUAUCCAUUACCACCAAGUCCACCUGAAUUAUCACCAAGUCCACAGGGCCACACCAGUCCAUAUCAAUGGCCACUCACUCCACCAGCUGAUCAUAUAUUCGGUGAUGAAACAAAGCCCGGGAGAAAGUGCACCAGAUGUCGUUGUCCUAAUUGCCAAAUUGAUGGAGGCAAUCAGCUUGGCGCCGAUGGCAAAAGGCAACACAUUUGUCAUAUACCAGGAUGUGGAAAAGUUUAUGGCAAGACAUCACAUUUGAAAGCUCACCUCAGGUGGCACACUGGUGAGAGACCUUUUGUAUGCACUUGGGUCCUAUGUGCAAAACGUUUCACAAGAAGUGAUGAGUUACAAAGACACAUGAGAACUCAUACAGGUGAAAAACGAUUUGCUUGUCUAACGUGUGGAAAACGAUUCAUGCGAAGUGAUCAUCUUACUAAACAUGUGAAGACUCACGAGAAUCAGAAGAGGAAAUUAUCCAAAAAGGAUAAGGAAAAUGAACCUGACAAACAGGAAGUGCAAAUGAUGCCAUCCACGCAACCGCAAUAUAUGCCCAUACCAUCAUAUCCAAUGGCUUAAGUUAUCAUUAUGUUUUAUUGGAUGAA